Molecule: messenger RNA, 1004 nt
Organism: Oncorhynchus gorbuscha (pink salmon)
Lineage: Eukaryota; Metazoa; Chordata; Actinopteri; Salmoniformes; Salmonidae
Product: E3 ubiquitin-protein ligase TRIM35-like
Exons: 1
Coding region: 224-625 (133 amino acids)
Source: RefSeq, a predicted model, not a curated record
GAAGAUAUGGCAAGAAUGUCUAGAAUCAGAUUUAGAGUCAUUUAGAGACAAAUGUAAAAACAUUGAAAAGACGUACAAUGAAAUGGUGUAAUACUCCAGGAAGCAGCUGGUAUCCACAGAGAGACAGAUCAGAGGUGUGUUUGAGAAGCUUUACCAGUUCCUGAGAGAGGAAGAGGAGGCCAGACUGGCAGCACUGAGGAAGGAAGAGGAGGAGAAGGGGAAGAUGAUUGCCAGAGAGAUGAAACACAUUGAGGACCAGAUCUCUUCACUCACAGAAAUCAUCACUGCUGUGAAACAAGAACUCCAAAAACAAGAGGUGUCAUUUCUCAAGAGCUACAAACACACACAGACGUUCUCCAGAGCCCAGGACACACUGCUGGAUCCACAGCUGGUCUCAGGAGCACUGAUAGAUGUGGCCAAACACCUGGCCAACCUGCAGUUCAGAGUCUGGGAGAAGAUGCAGGGGAUUGUCAAAUACACUCCUGUGAUUCUGGACCCCAACACUGCUUCCCACUGGCUCUCUCUGUCUGAUGAUCUGACCAGUGUGAGUCAGACAGUCCCAACCCAGCAGCUCCCUGACAACCCAGAGAGGAACACAAAUUAUGCCACAGUUCUGGGCUCUUAGGGGUUCAGCUCAGGAAGGCACAGCUGGGAGGUGGAGGUGGGGGACCAGCCUUACUGGUUUAUAGGCGUGGCCAAGGAGUCGAUCAACAGGAGGGGGAAGCAACCCCAGAGUAUGCAUACUGGGCUAUGCACCAGAGUAGUGGUCAGCAUUGGGCAGGACAUGAGACCCUCACUCUGAAGAGGAGACCCCAGAGGAUCAGAUUACAGCUGGCCUACAGAGAGGGGAGUAAUGUCACAACAGAAUGAAGCUGUUCUAGAGUUAUGUCAAUAUGGAUCACAUUCUGUAGCAUGUGUAAAGGAAGUUAUUUGACAGCUCAAUAUGAUCUACUGCAACUGUUGCAUUGGGUAGUCCAUACCUCAACCAUGUACCUUGAAACAUG